AUGCCGAGUUGUUGCUUUUGUGGAAGGUGGCAAGUAGCCAAAGAAAAAAACGAAGGCAUAACUUUUCAUAAAUUUCCAAAAGAGAAUCCUACAUUAGCAGCUUGGUUGAACUUUGCAAAACAAUGUUCAUCAGAAGUCAAACCUAGGAGUGUAGUGUGUUCUGUUCAUUUUACAGAAGACUGUUUUGAUCGUUUUUUACGGAGUGUUCGUUUAAAAAAACUAGCUAUCCCAACAAUAAUGAUACAAAGAGUUAAGAAUGCUAAGACAUCAUAUCCUGAAAUUUUGAUGCCAUUAGAUCAGUGUAACCAAUCAAUGGAACGUUAUGUUAAGGUAACAGAUGUAGAAUCGAAUAUAGAAGGAGUUGAACAAAUUCAUUUUGAUAAUGUAGACAGUGUAGACAGUGAUAUUUCUUCAAAAGAUAAUGUUGAUACUUUUGCAGUGAAAAAACCAGAUAAAAUGAAACCAAGAAUGAAUAAUCAGAAAGAUAAUAUAUGUCAGACUGAUAUUAAUGAUUCACCAGGACGAUUAAUUUUAAAACGAAAAAUUAAUAAUUAUGCUCAUAAACUCAAUUUAAAAAAUAAAAGAAUCAAAUAUUUAAAUCAAAAAGUUCAACGCCAACAAAAGUCAAUUUCCUCGCUGAAGAAUGUAAUUGCGGUUUUAAAAGACAAUAAUCUUUUACAUCAGGAUAAUGCUAACCUUCUUUCUGAAUGUUUUGGUAAAAACAAUUAUUUAAUUAGUAAAUUGUAUAAAAAAAAUUUGGGUAAAAAGCUUCCACGCAAAUAUUCAGCAGAUUUAAGACGCUUUGCUCUUUCGCUUCAUUUUCAUUCUUGUAAAGCUUAUGAUUUUGUGCGCAAAGAAUUUGAUACAAUUUUACCCCACCCAAGGACAUUAAGCAAAUGGUAUACAAACACUGAAGCUAGUCCCGGCUUUACUAAAGAAUCACUUGACACUUUAACUUUAAAAUGUAAAAACGCUGACCAUACAAUAUAUUGUGCUUUAGUAUAAGAUGAAAUGGCAAUCCGCCAACAUAUUGAAUGGGAUGGUAGUAAUUAUCACGGAUAUGUGAAUUUUGGUAUUGAUGUAGAUAGUGAUCAAUUAGAUAUAGCAAAUGAAUGCCUUGUUUUUAUGCUUGUAGCUAUAAACAAAAGAUGGAAACUACCUGUUGGAUAUUUUCUUUGUAAACAUCUUAAUAGUACACAAAAAUCUAAUCUACUUUCUCAAUGCUUAGACUUAGUUUAUAAAACUGGUGUUGUUGUUGUAAGUGUUACUUUUGAUGGAUGUUCUUCCAAUAUUGGUAUGACAAAA
Myzus persicae (green peach aphid) is the source of this 1305-nucleotide messenger RNA. RefSeq names its product THAP domain-containing protein 1 B-like. Gene Ontology annotation, molecular function: sequence-specific DNA binding. The transcript has 5 exons. Lineage: Eukaryota; Metazoa; Arthropoda; Insecta; Hemiptera; Aphididae. Bases 1 to 1005 code for a protein of 334 amino acids. The record is from RefSeq and is a predicted model, not a curated record.